UUAAUUAGGGAAAACGCGUGAAUGUGUAUCCUAUAAAAGUAAUGCCCCAACGAAUAAAAGUAAUGCCCCAACGAACUUGAAACGGACGAAAUCUCUCUGUUAUUAAUCUCUCUCUUUCUCCCAAAUUCUCAACAAUGGCGAAGAGCGGGCGCGAUUCGAAGGAGGCCGUCGUUCCCGGAGGCCGUGUGGACGACGUGGAGAAGGUUUUCCGGAAGUUCGACAAAAAUGGCGACGGCAAAAUAUCGCUUUCCGAGCUCAGCACGAUUCUCAAUGCCGUCGGCCCUGUGACUCCGCCGGAGGAGGUGAAUCACAUAAUGCUGGAGCUGGACACAAACGGAGACGGUUUCAUCGAUAAGAAGGAAUUCGCCGCCAUAUAUUGCCCCUCCAGCGGCGGCGACUCCAACGCCGAUGAAAAGGAGCUUCUGGAAGCCUUCAACCUAUACGACAUCGAUAAGAACGGGAAGAUCACUGUCAGCGAGUUGAAAUUGGUGAUGGAGAGCCUCGGAGAGAAGUGUUCGAGCAAGGACUGCAAACGCAUGAUCAGGAAAGUCGAUGUCGACGGAGACGGGUGCGUUAACUUCGAAGAAUUCAAAAAAAUGAUGAGUAAGAGUUGAUUAACCGGAUCGACGUCUAGGUUCGUUUAUUAGGUGUAAUCCUUUGUUUGAUCGGAUUAGAUGCGUGAUAUCGUAUUAUAUUGCUUGUGAUUUAGUCCGAAUUGUUAAUUUGUCAAGCAAUAAAAUGUUGAUAUGACUUAAUUUGAUUUUUGCUCUUAUUACACAGUACUUCGGAUAUUGUGAGAAUGUGAGCCACUUUCACAAGAGUUAAAACAGUUUCAUUGGACGUAUUUUUGAAAGGAAAACAGUUUAGAGCCCGUUUGGAGAACUCUGUUUUCGGCUUAUCAGGCUUAUCAGCCAGCUUUUUCACCAAACACGUAACUUUUACUUUCGCGCGCUGAAUUGUGUAAUAAGCCGAAAAAGUAAGGUUGGAGUUACUUUUCUGGCUGUAUUGGCUGAAGUUACUGUAGAGGACCAUUUUAGCUAUUUUUACAUAUAAUUUUUUCUUUAAUUUAUUAAUAAAAUAUAUUUUUAAAAUAUUUUUUUCUUAAAUCAGCAGAAUCAGCCAAAACAGCCACUCCAGCCAGAAUAUCAUAAAUUUCAGCAGAAUCAGCCAAAACAGCCGAUUUUGGUGCUACCAAACGGGCUCUUAAUCGUUAGAGUACUAAUCAGUUUCAUAUGAAGUUGUAAAUCAGAUUAAAGAAAUUUUGAACACAAGUAGUAAAACUACCAUAUAACUCAUAUGUCAAAAUAUGAUAGUACAAUUUGUAUUGAAGUUUAACAUUGUUUUAACUCAUAUUUCCGGAGAUCUCCUACGGUAACUUGAUCUAUAAUGUUAAAUUGUUGAGCAUAAUAUUUAUAUACAGAUGCAGUGUGUUGGACAUUUGGACUUUGCACCAGAUUUUUAAUCUAAAUUGAAGUUUACAUAAUAUUUUGAAAAUCAUAAAUAAUUGUUAUAAAGUUUACAUAAGUACUGAAAGAUCUGUCAAAUUUUAACUUAAUAUAAAGAUAAGAUAACAAACUCCAAUUUCCUUGUUUUACUUUUUUUUUUUUAUCAUUCCUAUUAAAGUGAUUUGAUUUGAUACACGUGUUAAAAAUUAACUACUUAAAAUGUGGCUUACAUUCCAGACUCUAGAGUACCGUUCAAUUUGUAAGUCUCAUAUCACAUUUCAGAGUGCCGACCGACAUAAAUGAUUUUAUUACUCCGUAUUAAAUAAACAGGGAGUAUCUUCGGAAUAGUAAAGGGUAGCCUCUAACAUGUGAUUGUACUCGAAGGCACAAAUGAAAAGCACCCCCCUACUCUAGCGAUUAAAGAAGCAACUAAUUGUAUUAAGUUAACUUGAUGAGGAAUUGAGGAUUGAGGAAUAAUAGAAAUCUUAAACAAUGAAUUAUCAUGAUCUAGCUGCUGACGACUGCUGUGCCCCUUCUAGAAUCAAUUGUCUUGUGACAUCUGGUUCCAUGCACUUCAAUACAAAAUAGUCAGGGAUGCUAAUUAUUACUACUCCGUGUUACUCAAAAGAGACAGUCAUUACAAAUCAAUCAAUCAAUCAAAUAUUCUUUCACCC
This is a messenger RNA of Cuscuta epithymum, 2119 nucleotides long. NCBI's taxonomy places the organism in Eukaryota, Viridiplantae, Streptophyta, Magnoliopsida, Solanales, Convolvulaceae. The record is from the annotation of a GenBank genome assembly.